Molecule: messenger RNA, 4033 nt
Organism: Girardinichthys multiradiatus
Lineage: Eukaryota; Metazoa; Chordata; Actinopteri; Cyprinodontiformes; Goodeidae
Gene: zbtb24
Product: zinc finger and BTB domain containing 24
Exons: 7
Coding region: 1331-3370 (679 amino acids)
Biological process (GO): regulation of transcription by RNA polymerase II
Cellular component (GO): nucleus
Molecular function (GO): protein binding; RNA polymerase II cis-regulatory region sequence-specific DNA binding; DNA-binding transcription factor activity, RNA polymerase II-specific
Source: RefSeq, a predicted model, not a curated record
UACAGGAUGAAGUGUUGCUAUCAGUCAAACAUUAUAGAACAUUAGCACAACAGUAUUUAUUGUCGUGUUAGCUAGUUUGGUUUUAAUUCGUGCCUGGGACGGAUUGGGUUUAAAUGGCUAGUCUGUUGGCUAACUUUCAACCCGUCAUUUGAUCUCUUAAACAUUUCUUGGACCAAGCGUUUAUGCACUGCCGAAAAAUACGCGUUAAAACCAAGCACUAAGUGUAUCAGUUCUGCUUUUUAGAACCAACUCCAGAGGCGUCUGCUACGGAGAAAAGUUGAUCUCAAAACAAGUAAUUUAUGUAUCAUGAAGGAGAGCACUUACAGCUAGCUACAUUACCAUGGCAACAGAGCGCCGAUGAUACUUCAAUACACAAAGGAGUUUGGCUACAGUUUGACUAGUUUGACUACAUGAGUGCCGUACCUUGUUCUCUCUAAAUAUACAUUCAUCCCUUUGUCUUCUAUACCCAUUUUUCUCUUGCAAAGUCAUUGGGCAAGAGGCGGGUUACACCUUGGACAGGUCGCAAAACAACCAUGCAAACACACACUUAUACCUAAAGGCCGUUUAAAGUAACCCAUUAUGUUUGUGGACUAUGGGAGAGAGCCCACACAUGCACAAUGAGAACAUGCGAAUACCAUGGAGAAAGAAACCAGGCUGGGAUUCCAACCCAGAAAUAAAACGUUAAAAAAAAGAACCCAGGCAACAGUGCUACCAAGUAUCUAUCGAAGAUACAAUGCUUCAACGCUAGACAUUAGGAUUUAUGACCUUUUAAAGUAGGGCUGCACAACAUUAGCAAAUCUUGCAAUGGAGAUAAUCUUGGUAAAUAUUGCGAUGACAACAUCAGUUGCGAUAUAUGCCUAUUUUUCUCCUUCUUCAAUUUUUCGUUUUUGCUUCCAUCACUCUGUGACCUUGUCUGUGACCUUGAUGUCGUUUGUGUCCAGUGUGAGCAUCUGCUGCUGUGAGACACUGUCCGGCUGGCUAAAUAUUACAUUAGCACGUAUAAAACAAGUUCAUAACACUUGGAACAUAUUACUCAACUAUUAUUGCAUUCCAAACAUUCAUUUGUAAUAUGAAUAUUGUGCGUACUGAUUUUGUGAUGAUAAGUUAGUGUAAGACGAAGGACUUAAUGUAUGAAACUGGAGAAUAUGUUCUCACUGCUGAAUGUGAGCUGAAUUAUUAAGUUGUUUCAUUCUAAAGUUUUUCUAAAGUUAUUUUUAAAGUUCAGAUCUGAAGGGUUAGGAAAAAGGACUGUUUCUCUACUGUCUCGUGACACAAGUACUACCAUUUCUUUUAGGUUCAUUUGAUCAACAAGUGUCUCCUGAAGGAGAAGAUGUCUCAGAAAGAAACUGCUCUGCUUCCAUGCAUCAUCUCCCUACGCUCCGAUGAACAUAAGCAGAGUAUUCUGAGCAAAUUUGACAACCUACGUAAAAAAGACCUACUUUGUGACAUCACCCUUGUCGUAGAGGACGUACACUUCAAGGCCCACAAAGCUCUGCUGGCAGCAAGCAGUGAGUACUUCUCCCUCAUGUUCAGUGCAGAGCAACAUGUCCCUCGUUCCACUUACAGGCUGGACGGUAUGGCAGCGAAGAUGUUUGGUGCUGUGCUGGAGUUCAUUUACAACGCUCAGGUGUCUGUGGAGGAGAGCUCAAUGGAGCAGCUCCUGGCCACAGCUCACAGGGUAAAGGUCAGCGAGCUUGUUGAUGCUCUCACCGAACUCACAGACUCUACAAUGAAAAGCAUAAAGAAUGAGGAAAAAUCAGAGAGAGCUGAGGCGGCGGAUCUGUCAAAACGCAAACGAGGACGGCCAAAGAAAAAUGUGGGUGGACCCUGUGAAAACCCCGACAAAAUACAACCUGCACAGGGUGAACCUGCCAAAGAUAAAAUGGAUUAUAACAGUGGAUCUGACCAGAGACGUCACAGCAAACGCAAAAUAAGGACACCGGUUAAGUACAAGGGCUACAGAAUUGGCAGUGAUGGAGCAGGAAGCAAAGAGCCUGGGAAGAGGGGCUGCAAGAGGAAAUACCCGAACACCGAGGCACGAUGCGAGGACUGUGGGAAAGUGUUCAAGCACCAUCUCUUCUUAAAGAUUCACCAAAGAACUCACACAGGAGAGAAGCCAUUCCACUGCUCGGUUUGUGGGAGGAGCUUCACUCAGAAGCACACCCUGCUGGCUCACCAGCGCAUACACACUGGAGAAAAGCCGUUCGUUUGCAGCAUAUGCUCCAAAGCACUUUCCACCAAGCACUCCUUGCAAGAGCACAUGAACCUCCAUGAAGAGGAGAAAUCCUUUGACUGUGAUAAAUGUGGAAAGACCUUCACUCAGAAGAAGCAACUCAAAAGCCACUACAGAGUUCACACAGGUAAAUCUUUACCAGAAUGUGCUCAGUGUCAUCACAAGUUUAUGGAUGCAGCUCAACUGAAGAAGCACCUCAGAACUCACACGGGUGAGAAGCCUUUCACUUGUGAGAUUUGUGGCAAAUGUUUCACAGCCAAGAGCACACUGCAGACACACAUCCGAAUUCACAGAGGUGAGAAGCCAUACAAAUGUAACAUCUGUGAGAAGCCUUUCUCAGACCCCAGUGCGAGGCGACGCCACAUCGCCUCUCACUCUGGGAAGAAACCGUUCACCUGCUCCUUCUGCAGCCUUUCAUUUACCCGGCUGGACAACCUGAAAACACACACCAAAUCUCACAACAAGGAGAGACCUGUCGCAGCAGAGGCCUCAUCAGCCGCAGCGCAGGAGGAGACGCAGAACGUCUUACGGCUGCAGCAGUACCAGCCAGCCCUCAGCUCUGAGCAGGAGAUCCAGCUGGUGGUGGCUGAGGGUGUGAACAACCUUAACUUUGUUCCAAGUCAGGAUCAGGAGAUCCGCCUCAUCGCUGCAGAUGGAGGAACGGCACAGUCGGCCCACUCCAGGCUCACACUCCUCACCCAGCCGUCAGGACAGAUACAGAACCUGGCGCUGGUCUCUCAGGGUGAUACUGCGGCCCAGACGCCACAGAUUCAUUCCAUCAGCAUGCUGCAGAGCCACCAGUCAGAGCAGAUGCAUGUCAUCACCCUGAGUAAAGAAGCCAUGGACCACCUGCAGGCCAACCAUGGCCCUCCACAUCCUCUCCAGAUAGCCCGUCCCAUUCAGGUGACGCAGCAGCCGCUGCAGCAUCUGGCCGUCGCUCAGGAAAGUUCGCAGGGGUUAGUGAGUGGGCAGCAGCACAGCCAGGCCAUCCACAUCAGCAGCCAGGUUAGCCAGCCUAUCUCCAUCAGCCAGACCAGCGAGCAGAUCUCCAGCCACCACAUCCAGGGACAGACGUUCCAAAUCCAGGCUGGAACUGUGUCCUACCUGUACACCACUGGCCUCCCCCAGGACAGCUGAGAGGGCUGCAUGCUCCAAAACAAGGAUCUGAAGAUACUGAAGCCAAACUGAUGCUGCUGCUAUUGUACCUUUUAGUUAUGGAUGGAGACAUAAAGCUUAACGUGUAAAUUGUCAAUAUCUUGCAAAAAAAAAGUAGUUCUGUACAUUGUUUAUUUUUUAAUGAAUUAAAAAAAACAUUCUUACUUUUUAACUCAUUCUUCACUGAUAACGUGGAGAAAGCUAAUAUAUGAGAAGAUUAUUAUGUCAUCUGACCAGUUCUGCCUUAACACACAUUUGAGAUGAAAAAUGAAAUAUUAUUUUGCCCUACGACUUAAAAUGUUAUAUCUUUUAAGUUGUGAAUAUGCAGAUGUUUUAUCAGCUAAAGGCAGGUAUUUUGUAUAUUGUCAAGGGGCUGCUCUUGGUUUGCUUAUAAUAUGCAGGCUCUGUCAGUUCCUCAGUUGUAAACAUGCAGCAUGCUCUGAGGGCAAAUAAAUGUAUUAAAACAGUGAUGUUAGCAUCAGUGGAGUAUGGUGGUAGAACUUAGCAUAAAGCUUGUAUGGAAAAAUUUACACUUGUAAGAAAAGUAUCAUAUGUUGGGGUGGGUGAUAUGGACUUGAAACUUAAGGAUUUGUUUGUGUUAUCUAUUGUGAUAAUAAUAAAAAUUACAAUAAAAAACUAUUUACA